Molecule: messenger RNA, 2248 nt
Organism: Epinephelus lanceolatus (giant grouper)
Lineage: Eukaryota; Metazoa; Chordata; Actinopteri; Perciformes; Serranidae
Product: aquaporin AQPAe.a
Biological process (GO): transmembrane transport; water transport
Cellular component (GO): plasma membrane
Molecular function (GO): water channel activity
Source: RefSeq, a predicted model, not a curated record
CUCAGACUCUACAAGGUAAUGAGGGAUGAAGCAGAGACCCUGAAGCCCUCAGACCCCGACAGCUACACACAGACGGACAGACGGGCAGAGAAACAGACGACAUACAGAGGAAUAUCACAGAGUUUGAAAUGACGUGGCGUGAGGAGCUACGCAGUCGGCAGUUCUGGCUCGCCAUAGUUGCAGAGUUGCUCGGCACCCUGAUUUUAGUGAGCGCUGUGCUGGGUGCCUCUGUGCCAGGCCCUGGAGAGGGCCCCAUGGGACCCCUGUACCCUGCAGUGGCAGUGGGGGUGGUGGUUGUUGCACUGGGACACUGUUUUGGAGAAAUAAGCGGGGCACAGGUGAACCCUGCAGUGACUCUGGCUCUGUUGACCACUCGGAGGCUGGAUGUCCUCAGGGCCGCUCUUUAUGUGGCUGCACAGUGUUUGGGGGCCUCUUUAGGAGCCGGGGCCCUCUACCUGGCCCUGCCGGUCAAAAGCACUGCAGACCACUUCGUCAACAAGGUUCCCAUGGAGCUGAAUGCAGCUCAGGCUUUGGGCAUCGAGGUGUUGUGCACCUUCCAGCUGGUCUUCACUGUGUUCUCAGUGGAGGAUCAGCGGCGGAGGGAAAGCCCAGAACCAGGAAACCUGGCCAUUGGAUUAGCACACACUGCUGGAGUGCUGAUAGGGGCGCGGUUUUCCAGUGCUAGCAUGAACCCUGCACGUACUCUGGGUCCGGCCAUCAUCACUGGCUUCUGGGAACACCACUGGGUUUACUGGCUCGGCCCAGCGAUAGGUGCUAUACUGGCUGGAGUGUCCCACGAGUUCUUCUUCGCUCGCAGCGCCUCUCGUCAGAAGCUGGUGGCGUGUCUGACCUGUAGGGACAUUGGGAUUGUGGAGACGGCCAGCAUGACGGGAUCAUCUCUGUCCACGGUCACACAGAACGCCAUGAGAGCCAAGCAGGCCAACAAACAAGAAAACAACUGAGGACACGUGCAUGAAAAAAACACAUAGAAACUCAUUCUGCAGCAUCACAGUGAUUGUUAUGGACGCGCAUAGUAUGCAGCUCAUCAGUCGUGUAGAUCAGGCUCGACAGAGACAGGCUUAUACAGUAGCUGCCAAAGGUCUUAUGUGAAAAUGGAUCACAUACAUUGAUCAGUGUUAUUGUUUUAAUUUUUAAAGCACGUUAAUAUGAAAUCUCUCCAGUGAUAAAGAAAAACUAAAAAUCCUUUACGUAACUGAAAGUAGAAACACCUCAAGAGAAAAUUUAACAGGUGGGAGAGCAGUUGAGCAGUUGUCUCUUAAUGGUAAGACUGAAGGUUUGAUUCCCCAGCUCUACCUGUUGAAGUGUCUUAGAGCAAAACACUGAACCCCAAAUGCAUCCCAAUGUGAUUAAUCUAAUGUGUAUGUCAUAAAUUAAUGUAUUGUUUCUAUAGGUCAGAAAGUUGUGAGAAAGGGCUGUUAUAAUUUCCUAGAGCCACAGAUGAAGUAUUUAAAUGUCUUUUUUUGGAUGACUAACACUUUAAAGUCACAAGAAUAUCCAGUUUAUGAUAUAAAACACAUUUUAGAGGCUGUUUGGCCAUUUAUCAAUAAUUAAUAAUUAAAAGAGUUGCAGUUAAUAGCCUACAGAAUUAUAUUAUUGAUGCAGUAAUAUCCAUAAUGAAAAUCCCCAAAAUUGGAGACACCAGAUUUUACACCUGAUGAAAAACCAGAUAUGUUCAGUGCUGAAACAUUGCAUCCUCUGCUUUAGAUAUUGUGGAUUAGUGGAGAAGAUGCAGAAGGUCACACAAAAUGGAAAUACUUUACCAAAUAAACGUACCUGAAAACUUGGUUAAAAUUGAUCCGUUACUUAUGGGAGUAAACACAAAUAAUUCAAAAUGCUGGUCACUGUGGCCACAACUGGUCUUUAAGUGAUGCUGAUAUCUGCUAAAAUGAAUACCAGUGGCACAAGCAGAGAAGAGUUAUAAAGUUUGCCAGCAUGAGCUAACAAAAGAUACUGGUUAUAUCAGACUAAGUACCCUAAAUCCCUGAGUGUAUUUAGUUGAGUAUGUGUUACUGAUCAUGAUUUUUUUGUUUGUUUGUUUGUUUGUAAGAAAAUAGUGUGUUAUUUCUUAUUUCAAAGUUAUGUUUCAAAGGAACUCUAUAUGAGAUUCAGACCAUUAAUAUAGCAGUGAACAACUAUUUGCUUGGCCUUUGUAAAGAUUAGGUGGAGUAAUGAUGUCACAUUCACACACAUUCACACACUGGUGGCCGAGGCUGCCAUACAAGGUGCC